AUGUCUCUGACGAUUGAUCCGCCUGCCGCUUCAAUUCCUGCAUCUGGUGGAAAGUCUGCACAUACGUUGGCGAAUGCUGGAGAGGCCAAGGUGAUCUUCAAGGUGAAAUGCUCGAACAACAACGACUAUCGUCUGAAACCCGUGUUCGGAUGUGUGGAUCCAGCUGGUAAUGCACCGCUUGAAAUUACUCGUACGGCCGGUGCACCGAAAGAGGAUAAGCUGGUCAUCCAAUGGGCCCCAGCGCCGGCAGAUGCAACGGAUGCUCAGGCUGCUUUCCCAUCAGUUCCGCCUGAUCAAAUCCAGUCGCUCACCGUGCCACUGUCUGCCACGUAG
Molecule: messenger RNA, 333 nt
Organism: Cooperia oncophora
Lineage: Eukaryota; Metazoa; Nematoda; Chromadorea; Rhabditida; Trichostrongylidae
Source: the annotation of a GenBank genome assembly